Messenger RNA from Colletotrichum orchidophilum, 1554 nucleotides. RefSeq names its product BHLH family transcription factor. NCBI's taxonomy places the organism in Eukaryota, Fungi, Ascomycota, Sordariomycetes, Glomerellales, Glomerellaceae. The annotation marks the transcript as partial. The record is from RefSeq and is a predicted model, not a curated record. The transcript has 2 exons. Gene Ontology annotation, biological process: regulation of transcription by RNA polymerase II. Gene Ontology annotation, molecular function: RNA polymerase II cis-regulatory region sequence-specific DNA binding; DNA-binding transcription factor activity, RNA polymerase II-specific; protein dimerization activity.
AAUGCGCAUGCCCGCCCUCCUUUGAGUCGCCUGUUAUCAUUCUUUCCCACGCUUCGAACUCUCCACGACCAACGUUUCUCCAUACCAGAAUCAGCGCAUUCGACGGUUACCGUCCAUUUGCCACAAGACGCACCCAUGCUCGCCAUACAACGUCCCAGGAUGGGUUCGACGCAGCCGUCAGACCCCAAUUUGCCCUUCGGCUAUGCCGUUGAUCCUUCGCAAGACUUCUUCCUCGACCCUCCCGAACCUGCGCCUGGUGCACCUCUCCUCUCCGACAAUGAAACCAAACUUCUCAGCUCCUUCUUUGAGGACAUGACUGCGGACCACUAUAACCUGCCUUCAUUCGGCGAAGGCCUCAACUUCAGCGAUGCUUGGCUGGAGUUACCACCCCAGUUCAUGGGGACGGCGACGUCCUUUGGUCAGUCACCGGCACCACCACCCCUCGCCUCCCCCGGGCAUACCAUGCCCCAUAACGACUUUGUGGACAUGAUGUCCAUGGGUUCGAGUCUGAUGCCUCCUCCUCCCCCACCGCCACAGCAGCAGCAGCAACAGCAACAACAGCAUCACCAUCAGCAACCACACCCUACCCUCGACCAGCAUGCCUCUGCCGACGUUCUCCAGGCCGCCAACACACUAUUACACAACGGUUCCUCGUCAAGAUCCAAUACCAACGGCUCUGGGCCGAUGUUCAGCAGCACCCGGGACGUUCCGCACUCCCUCGGCCCACCCGUAGGCCACCUUCGACACCAACCUAUGGAGGACUUCAAGCGUGCUGAACGAGGCAGCGUGGCUCAGGCCAGUCUUGUUGACGAUCAUGAAACCACGUUCGCAGACAUGUUCUUCGGACCCGCUCCUGGCGAGAGAGUGUCUUCACAACGGUCUAACCAGGUCCCAAACAUUGAUGUUCAAUGGGGCUCCGAUGCCCGUUUCAACCGCUCCAAUAGUUUUGUCCCAGACCCUAAGGAAACGUACGACGCUCUAUCAAGAGGCCAGUUGCGGUACAUGGAAUGCCUGGAGCCGAGUCAAAGCACGGAUAAUACUCGUCCGCCAAGCCCGAAUGGCGAGCAUGCAAUAGGAAAGGGACAUAGCCGAAAGUCAUCCGAGGUAUUGAAAAAGGAAGAGGAUGCGGACGCACCGCCAAGAAAAAGGAGGAAGAGCAGGAGCACGAAAGAGGACGUUGAUGAGGACGAAGAUGAGAACGGUACUGCGACGAAGGCGGCAAGAAAACGCAAGACGAAGACCGAACCCGCCUCAGCCACUCCGCCAGCAGAAAAUGGCACAGCCAGCCGGAGGCGCAAAUCUGGGACUGGAGCCAAACCAGCACGCGAGAAUCUUACGGAUGCCCAGAAACGAGAAAAUCAUAUCAAGAGCGAGCAAAAGCGCCGAACCUUGAUCAAGGAAGGCUUCGACGACCUCUGCGAGCUUGUACCAGGUCUCAAGGGAGGCGGCUUCAGCAAGAGCACGAUGCUGACCAUGGCAGCUGAGUGGCUCGAGGAGAUCAUGAAGGGAAAUGACGAGCUCAGGGCCCAGGAAAGUGCCCUUGUGGGUCGGUGA